Messenger RNA from Lemur catta (Ring-tailed lemur), 5329 nucleotides. It is a transcript of the gene STK4, whose product is annotated as serine/threonine kinase 4. Gene Ontology annotation, biological process: regulation of MAPK cascade; protein tetramerization; protein phosphorylation. The coding region runs from base 92 to 1555 and encodes 487 amino acids. The record is from RefSeq and is a predicted model, not a curated record. Lineage: Eukaryota; Metazoa; Chordata; Mammalia; Primates; Lemuridae. The transcript has 11 exons. Gene Ontology annotation, cellular component: cytoplasm. Gene Ontology annotation, molecular function: ATP binding; protein serine/threonine kinase activity.
CGGAAGUGUGGGAGGGCCUGCGGGGCGGGCUCAGGGAGGCCCGGGGGGAGGAUGGAGAUGUGAGCGGGUCUGGGCGGCUGCUGGCAGCGCCAUGGAGACCGUGCAGCUGAGGAACCCGCCGCGCCGGCAGCUGAAAAAGUUGGAUGAAGAUAGUUUAACCAAACAACCAGAAGAAGUGUUUGAUGUCUUAGAGAAACUUGGAGAAGGGUCCUAUGGCAGUGUAUACAAAGCUAUUCAUAAAGAGACUGGUCAGAUUGUUGCUAUUAAGCAAGUUCCUGUGGAAUCAGACCUGCAGGAGAUAAUCAAAGAAAUCUCUAUAAUGCAGCAAUGUGACAGCCCACAUGUAGUAAAAUAUUAUGGCAGUUAUUUUAAGAACACAGACUUGUGGAUCGUUAUGGAGUACUGUGGGGCUGGUUCUGUGUCUGAUAUCAUUCGAUUACGAAAUAAAACGUUAACAGAAGAUGAAAUAGCUACAAUAUUACAGUCAACUCUUAAGGGACUGGAAUACCUUCAUUUUAUGAGAAAAAUACACCGAGAUAUCAAGGCAGGAAACAUUUUGCUAAAUACAGAAGGACAUGCAAAACUUGCAGAUUUUGGGGUAGCAGGUCAACUUACAGAUACCAUGGCCAAGCGGAAUACAGUGAUAGGAACACCAUUUUGGAUGGCUCCAGAAGUGAUUCAGGAAAUUGGGUACAACUGUGUGGCAGACAUCUGGUCUCUGGGAAUAACUGCCAUAGAAAUGGCUGAAGGAAAGCCUCCAUAUGCUGAUAUCCAUCCAAUGAGGGCAAUCUUCAUGAUUCCAACAAACCCUCCUCCCACAUUCCGAAAGCCAGAGCUGUGGUCAGAUAACUUCAUGGAUUUUGUGAGGCAGUGUCUUGUAAAGAGCCCUGACCAGAGAGCCACAGCCACUCAGCUCCUACAGCACCCAUUUGUCAAGAGUGCCAAAGGAGUGUCAAUACUGCGAGACUUAAUUAACGAAGCCAUGGAUGUGAAACUGAAACGCCAGGAAGCCCAGCAGCGGGAAGUGGACCAGGACGAUGAAGAAAACUCAGAGGAGGAUGAAUUGGAUUCUGGCACAAUGGUUCGAGCAGUGGGUGAUGACAUGGGUACUGUCCGAGUAGCCAGCACCAUGAGUGAUGAAGCCAGUACCAUGAUUGAGCACGAUGACACAUUGCCAUCACAGCUGGGCACCAUGGUGAUCAAUGCUGAGGAUGAGGAAGAAGAAGGGACUAUGAAAAGAAGGGAUGAGACCAUGCAGCCUGCAAAACCAUCUUUUCUGGAAUAUUUUGAACAAAAAGAAAAGGAAAACCAGAUCAGCAGUUUUGGCAAGAGUGUGCCUGGCCCACUGAAAAAUUCUGCAGAUUGGAAAGUACCACAGGAUGGAGACUAUGAGUUUCUUAAGAGUUGGACAGUGGAGGACCUUCAGAAGAGGCUCCUGGCCCUGGACCCCAUGAUGGAGCAGGAGAUUGAAGAGAUCCGGCAGAAGUACCAGUCCAAGCGGCAGCCAAUCCUGGAUGCCAUUGAGGCUAAGAAGAGGCGGCAACAGAACUUCUGAGCAAGGCCCGGCGGGGACCCUCUACCCAGGCCUUUGGUGACUUCUGGAUGGCACGCCUCACGCCUGUUAGCCUGCACUUCUGCUCUAUUGUUUCUCCACAGCACCUCUGUGAACUCAGGAAUGUGCGCCAGUGGGAAGGGCUACCUUGACGGCCAGCAUGCCACCUUGUGUGUUUCCAUUGGUCAGGUGUAUUACUUCAAAGGAUUUAUAUUGGCGCUUUUAACUCAGAGUUUUAAACCCCAGGAACAGAGACUCCUAGUUGAGUGAUAGCUGGGAAAGUUUUACAUUGUCUUUUUGUUUUUAUUCUCCCAAUAGCUUUCGAUUGUUCUUUCUGGAAGACUUUUAAAAAAUAUAUAAAUAUGCAUAUAUAUAUAUAAAUUAUAAAUAGAUUCCCCACUCCGUGUGGUGGCAUCUUUGUACAGGUACAGUUUGAAACAAUUUGCCUCUUUUCUGUAAGAGUACGGUACUGUGGGACAUGAGGGCAGGGGACACCACGAGGCUGUUAGGGGUCCCUGAGUCCCAGGAGCCGACCUCACCCUUUGCAGGGCUGCAGUUAAAAAUUAGGUGACAGCCCUUUCACCAUGGGUUCAGCCUUGUGUGGUCACCACCGGCUUCUGGAGCUGUUGGUGAUGUCCACGGGCAAGCCUCGAGUUUGUGUUUACUCUUUGAGCCCCAGAAGCCUGGCAUCCUCUCUGCAAACUGGCCUUUGCUGUUUCAGCGCCUUUCAUGCAUCUGCACUCGCCCGGCUGCCUAAAGUCACAGCGCAGACACUGCCCAGUGCCUUAAGAGGAGACGCGAUCCAGCGGGGGGACAGGCCUACCAGGAGCUCUCGGCAAACACGGGGCUGUGCUCCGUCCACAGACGAGAAAGGGUUUUUGACACUCUCAUUGUUCGUGUGAAAAUCAUACACGUGGCAUUUUGCUCCUCAUUCCUUACAGACUGGGGUAGAGGGCAUUUGCUUUUGUGACCCACACUCAAAUAUGUGACUGUUUUCUUUUUUCUUUUACUGCUAAGGGGCCCGGAAAGGAUAAAUGAAUCUCAGACUAAGAUUUGUUCCCCAGGAGGCUCACCCCAGACACAGCGUGUCAGAGCUGGAAAGGACCAUAGAAAUCAUCUGGCCCGACCCUCUUGUGUGAAUAGGAAAACUGAGGCUUAGAGCAGGCAAGUGAUGUGGCCCAAAUCACAGAGCAAGUUAGAGUAAGAGCUGGGACUAGAUACUCAGGGUCCUCAGCCCUGGGCCACUGAGCCAAGCAGCCCCUUCUCUGAGGGAAGAGACUGCGUCAGUUUUGGUCCAGUCAUCCCAGGGAACCUGCUGACGGAAACUUGCUCUCGCCUCUUCAGUGAGUGACCUGGCUGUGAGGAAUUUCCUCAGAGGAUCCAGAUCAUUCGGUCCCAGCGUAGCCAUGAGCCUUGCGGCGUCUGCCAGAUAGCAGACCGGCACCCGCGGAGGCAGAUUGAGGGCCUGACGCAGAUCCGAGGGCUCUGCAAAAGGCAGCACCGAGCCAUCCUCCUGCAGCUUUGGCUCAAGGUCACAUGCCAUUUGAUCACACAGCAAAGUUGUGUGACAGCCGAGAAAGACAAAUAUCUGUUCAUUUUCUUCUACUAUCUCUUUCCCUCAGCUAGGGGAGCCAUGACUGGGUUGCACCUCAGGAUACUGUAAAUUGACUCCAUAAUUGCUUUUGCUCCCUAAACCUGGGAAUCAAUGGAAAGGCAGGGAAUGUUCCUUUUCUGUGGCCAGAUUCUGUUCUUUGCAAUUAAAGCAAGUUUUAAAAAAAUACAAGAGGCAGUUGUUGGUCUUCAGGGCUUGGCCACUGAAGUAGUUAUGUGACAGAUACAGAAAAUAGAGGAUAAUUUGAGGAUCUUGCUGGAAUAAUAAAGGGCAGCUAGUAUUUGUUUCUCACCUGUUAUACACCUAGCACUGAGCGAGGGAGGGUCCAAACUUAACAAUAACCGUGUGAGUUAAGUACUUCAUCUCCAUUUCACAGAAGAAGAAAUGGGUUCAGAGAUAAAGAUUCCUUCCCAAGGCAGUACAGCUAGUAAGUGGUAGAAUGAAGUGACCACUUUUUCUUGCAUAGAGUAAUUAACUGGGCAUUUUUAGGUUGGAAAACAGCUGAAUUAAUAGUAAAAUCUAACAGCCAAGUUAGAGUUUUAAAAACCAAAUCAUCAGGCAUGCAUACUCCCAUGCCAUUCGGUGUACUAAUUAAUAGUUCUGUGUCAGUCUCUUUUUUAAACAAAGAACUUUGCACUUGGCCAGACAGGGAGGAGAAAGCCCACUUUCUCCCUCCCUAAGCUAGAUCCAAGUAAAAGAAAGUUCAGUUUUCCCCCAUAAAUAUUCUUGGGCCAUCAACCUUGAUCCAGAGUUUAUUUUGUUUCAAGCAUGCGUGCACCUAAUGUGCUGGUCCAACAAAGUCUGUUGCUCGCCAGUCUAGCCAGACAGCCCUUUGCUUAGAUCAGAGAAGUUUCCUGACAAGGUGUGUUUGUUUUCUAGUGACUAAAAGACAGAGGAGCAAGUCCUAGUAAUUCUUUUCUUAAAUACUGAAUCCAAGAUAGAUAAGCUUGCUUUCACUGAGCCCUGAGCUUUAGUCAUUGCCUGAACCUUUGCCACUCAAGCUUCCAGGGAACUCUGAGACGCUCAGUUGUUCUCUGCUUCCAAGAAGUGAUGCCCUAAUUGUGUCUUUAAAAAAAUCCAGUCAUCUGAAGCAACUGAAGAACUGUAGCCUUGACUCCUUGAGAUUGUAGAGCUUGAUUCAGGAAACAUUCUUUCUUUUUUUUUUCUCUCCCCCCCCCCCCCACCACUAUUGGCUACAACAGAUUGCCUUAGGAAACGUUUAUUGAGCACCUACCAGAUAACAGAAAUUUAUGAUACGAUUUAAAACUCUGUAGCUCUUUUCAAUAUCAGGAGUGAGAGAGGUGUUAUCACUGUAGAUCCUAUGGCUGUUAAAAGGCUAAUAACAAUAUUAUGAACAACUUUAUGCUUAUAAUUUCCACAUAAAUGAAAUGGACAAUUCCUUAAAAAAUACGAAGUACCAAAGCUCACUCAAGAAGGAAGAUAAUCUGAAUAGCCCUUUAUCUGUUGAAACUUAGUAGCUCUGGGAGAUGUAGGUAUUAUUGUCCUCACUUUACAGAUGAGGAAACUGAGGCUGGGAGAGGUAAAGUCUGUUGCUCAAGGUCAUGUGGCCUAGGAUAUGGCACGGCCAGGGUUCAAGUCCAGGUCUUCUGAUUCUUACUCCAGUGUCCUUUCUAGCACACCAUGUUGCCUCUAAAGAUUGCAGCUCCUCAUUUACUGGAAAAUCGUUCCUGCCCAAUCCACAACUCCACCCCACCCCACCCUUUCUUAAGCACUGUGUUUGUGUUUUCAUCGGGAUUAUAUUCAUUGUCUUUGGAACACAUGUUCUUGUUUGUGUUUGGAAACAGAAUCUCUUCCACCAGCUUGCACUCGGACCAACUUGGAAAAAAAAAAAGCUUAAAUACUGUUGCUGAUGUACAAUUAAAAAAUGUGAAGUUUGUAGCUUUAACUUUUUGUAACAAAAACUAAUAACACUGGCUUAUGUGCUGACUUGAAAUGCUAUUUUGUAAGAUUUGGAUGUAAAUAAUCAGUUGCGGUCAGCAGUUUGUAUAUGUAUGAGACAUAGCUUCCUCCAUUGCCCCCCUCCUUUUUUUUUUUUUUUUUUUACAGUUUGAGAUGCUUCCUGUGUGCUUUUAUGUUAGAAUUGUUCUCCUUCCUCCUCCUUAUACCUUGUCACCUGUUUUAAAUAAACUGUCCUUUGGACCACA